GGGGCUGACGAUUCCAGGGGACGCCAGGGAAAGGGAAGUUCCGGGACCCUCCCUGCUGUCAGCCCACCUCCGCUUCCUGCCUCAUGCCUCACCUUGUCCCCAGUGCCUGGGCUCCCCCUAAACUGCUUGGGAAAUGUGGCCUUUAUUAUGGGGGGCCUGGCCCUGCAGGCCCCACGCUUCCCUCAUCCCUGGGGGUCCCCUUGGAUCUCUGACCCAACCCCUCCCCAGGCCAGGCUCUUGAAGCUGGCCCCUGGGAUUGUGCCCUGGGCACAAGUGGGCACCUGCCCCAGCCCCACCUGUACCUGGGCUGUGGCCCUUCCUUACAGGGCACCCACCAUGGCCCCGCCACUCCUGCUGCUGCUGCUGGCCAGUGGAGCAGCCGCCUGCCCACUGCCGUGCGUCUGCCAGAACCUGUCCGAGUCACUCAGCACCCUCUGUGCCCACCGAGGCCUGCUGUUUGUACCGCCCAACGUGGACCGGCGCACCGUGGAACUGCGGCUGGCUGACAAUUUCAUCCAAGCCCUAGGGCCGCCUGACUUCCGCAACAUGACAGGGCUGGUGGACCUGACGCUAUCUCGCAAUGCCAUCACCCGCAUUGGGGCCCGCGCCUUUGGGGACCUGGAGAGCCUACGCUCCCUACACCUGGAUGGCAACAGGCUGGUGGAGCUGGGCACCGGCAGCCUGCGGGGCCCCGUCAACCUGCAGCACCUCAUCCUCAGUGGGAACCAGCUGGGCCGCAUCGCACCAGGCGCCUUCGACGACUUUCUUGACAGCCUGGAGGACCUGGACCUGUCCUACAACAACCUCCGGCAGGUGCCCUGGGCCGGCAUCGGUGCCAUGCCCGCCCUGCACACUCUCAACCUGGACCACAACCUCAUCGAUGCACUGCCCCCGGGUGCCUUCGCCCAGCUUGCUCAGCUCUCCCGCCUCGACCUCACCUCCAACCGCCUGGCCACACUGGCACCAGACCCGCUUUUCUCCCGGGGGCGCGACGCUGAGGCCUCGCCUGCGCCCCUGGUGCUGAGCUUCAGCGGGAACCCCCUGCACUGCAACUGCGAGCUGCUGUGGCUGCGGCGGCUGGCACGGCCAGACGACCUGGAGACCUGCGCCUCCCCGCCAGGGCUGGCGGGCCGUUACUUCUGGGCAGUGCCCGAGGCCGAGUUCUCUUGUGAGCCCCCUCUCAUUGCCCGCCACACGCAGCGCCUCUGGGUGCUGGAGGGCCAGCGGGCCACGCUGCGGUGCCGGGCCCUUGGCGACCCUGUGCCCACCAUGCACUGGGUGGGCCCCGACGACCGGCUCGUCGGCAACUCCUCCCGCGCCCGAGCUUUCCCCAAUGGGACCCUGGAGAUUGGGGUGACAGGUGCUGGGGAUGCCGGGGGCUACACCUGCAUUGCCACCAACCCUGCUGGUGAGGCCACGGCUCGAGUGGAGUUGCGGGUGCUGGCUUUGCCCCAUGGCGGGAACACUAGUGCUGAGGGGGGCCGCCCCGGACCCUCGGACAUUGCUGCCUCAGCCCGCACUGCUGCCGAGGGCGAGGGGACUCUGGAGUCUGAGCCAGCCGUGCAGGUGACAGAGGUGACCGCCACCUCAGGGCUGGUGAGCUGGGGGCCAGGGCGGCCGGCUGACCCUGUGUGGAUGUUCCAAAUCCAGUACAACAGCAGCGAGGACGAGACCCUCAUCUACCGGAUCGUCCCAGCCUCCAGCCACCACUUCCUGUUGAAGCAUCUGGUCCCUGGUGCAGACUAUGAUCUCUGCCUGCUGGCCCUGUCACCUGCCGCUGGGCCCUCCGACCUCACAGCCACUAGGCUGCUGGGCUGUGCCCAUUUCUCCACAUUGCCAGCCACGCCCCUGUGCCACGCCCUGCAAGCCCACGUGCUGGGCGGGACCCUGACCGUGGCCGUCGGGGGUGUGCUGGUGGCUGCCUUACUGGUCUUCACUGUGGCCUUGCUGGUUCGGGGCCGGGGGGCCGGGAAUGGCCGCCUCCCCCUCAAGCUCAGCCACGUCCAAUCCCAGACCAAUGGAGGCCCCAGCCCCACGCCCAAGAGCCACCCGCCACGGAGCCCCCCACCCCGCCCCCAGCGCAGCUGCUCCCUGGACCUGGGAGACACCGGUGGGUGCUAUGGUUAUGCCAGGCGCUUGGGAGGGGCCUGGGCCCGCCGGAGCCACUCUGUGCAUGGGGGGCUGCUCGGGGCAGGGUGCCGGGGGCUGGGGGGCAGCGCGGAACGGCUGGAAGAGAGUGUGGUGUGAUGGAGACACAGCUUCCCUGUGCUCCAAGGAGCACACGGUGUGGGGCAGAGGACCUGGGGCGGCCGCCCAGCCUGCAUAAGCAGCACGGCCCCAAGAGGCCCUCCCUGGUUUUUAUCCUCGGUACCUCAGGCUCCCCUGUAUACUUGGCGGGACAGGGGGUCCUUUCCUUGGUUCUGGCCUCCAGACUAGGUAAGGGGACAGGUCCCUCCAACAGGUGCUCACAGCCACCAAGGCAGGGGCUGCAGCCACUGAGCGGGAGCCUUGUUUUUAUUUAUAAUAAAAUUGUUGAGGACACCUCA
Galeopterus variegatus (Sunda flying lemur) is the source of this 2546-nucleotide messenger RNA. RefSeq names its product leucine rich repeat and fibronectin type III domain containing 4 (gene LRFN4). NCBI's taxonomy places the organism in Eukaryota, Metazoa, Chordata, Mammalia, Dermoptera, Cynocephalidae. The coding region runs from base 148 to 2247 and encodes 699 amino acids. The transcript has 2 exons. The record is from RefSeq and is a predicted model, not a curated record. Gene Ontology annotation, molecular function: protein binding.